Parascedosporium putredinis is the source of this 1095-nucleotide messenger RNA. NCBI's taxonomy places the organism in Eukaryota, Fungi, Ascomycota, Sordariomycetes, Microascales, Microascaceae. The record is from the annotation of a GenBank genome assembly.
AUGGCCACCCCUUCUCCCACCGUGGCAGAUAGUGCCACGGGCACAUCAACGACAUCGUCGCCAACCUGCACCACGGCAGUUCCUGGAAAGUACGGCGCUGUUCCCAUCGAUGCAUGCAACAGCUAUCACUUGUUUGAACCCAAUUUUGCCGCCAACAUCGCCUUCGCCGUGCUCCUCGGCUUGAGUGCAAUCAUCCACAUCAUUCAGGCCGCCGUCUAUAAAAAGAGGUACUGUUGGGUCCUGCUCAUGGGGUGCCUGUGGGAAGCUGGCGCCUUCAUCCUCAGAGCUGUGGCUGCCCACAACCAACAGCAGCUUGCCUUGGUCGUACUGGGCACGCUUUUACUUCUCUUGGCCCCGCUAUGGGUCAAUGCAUUUCUCUACAUGACCGUGGCUCGACUCAUACAUUACAUGCUCCCUAGCCAGCAAGUAUACGGCAUCAAGGCCUCCGUCCUGACCAAGAUCUUCGUUUGGCUCGAUAUCUUUUCCUUCCUUGUGCAAGGCGUCGGAGGUUCUCUGCUUUCCAACCAAGACGAAGGUGGCAAGGCUAUCGUCAGCGCCGGCCAAAAGGUCUACGUGGUCGGAGUGGGCGUUCAAGCCCUAUUCAUCAUUGCUUUCAGCGUCAUGACUCUGACUUGGGCGCUGCUCGUCGCCUUUGCUCUAAUCAUGAUUCGAAUCAUCUUCCGCCUUGUCGAGUUUAUCCCAGGAGCCAACGAAAAUAACCCUCUCCUGAAAAGCGAGUACUACGUCCUCUUCCUCGAUGGCUUCCCAAUGCUACUCUGCUUCAUCCUCCUCAACGUCCUUCACCCCGGCCUGGUCCUACGCGGGCCCGAGAGCGAUUUCCCACGCCUUUCUCGCAAGGAGAAGAAGGCUCUGAAGCGCGAAAAGAAGGAAGCGAAAAAGCAGGCCAGGAUGGACCGGAAAUCGGAGAAGAAGCAGCGGCGAACGGACGAGACCAACGCCAGUCGCGGGUGGCAUCAUAUCGACCUUGACAGCAUAGAACAGCGCGGAACAGACCAGGAUAAUUCGCCCUCAGGAAUGGAACUAGGACGUUCAAGCCAGGACUCUUUGCGAAGGAACCAUGACAUGCGUGUCUGA